Necator americanus (New World hookworm) is the source of this 1395-nucleotide messenger RNA. RefSeq lists its product as uncharacterized. Gene Ontology annotation, biological process: negative regulation of transcription by RNA polymerase II. Lineage: Eukaryota; Metazoa; Nematoda; Chromadorea; Rhabditida; Ancylostomatidae. The record is from RefSeq and is a predicted model, not a curated record. Gene Ontology annotation, molecular function: histone deacetylase activity. The transcript is spliced from 13 exons. Gene Ontology annotation, cellular component: nucleus; NuRD complex. Bases 1 to 1395 code for a protein of 464 amino acids.
AUGGCAGUUCAGCAGCAUGGGAAGACAAGGAUUGCGUAUUAUUACGAUGGAGACGUGGGGAAUUAUUACUAUGGCCAAGGACACCCUAUGAAGCCUCACCGAAUUCGCAUGACUCAUAACUUACUUCUAAAUUAUGGUCUUUAUAGAAAGCUGGAAGUUUAUCGACCAACACCUGCAACAUUUGAAGAGAUGACCAAAUAUCACUCAGAUGAUUAUAUGAUGUUUCUGAAGAAUAUUCGACCUGAUAACAUAUCUGAUUAUACGAAACAAAUGCAGCGUUUUAAUGUUGGUGAGGAUUGUCCAGUGUUCGAUGGUGUCUUCGAGUUCUGUCAACUGUCUUGUGGAGGAUCUCUCGCUGCCGCUACUAAACUCAAUCGUAAACAUGCCGAUAUUGCAAUAAACUGGAUGGGUGGUUUGCAUCAUGCAAAGAAGAGUGAGGCAAGCGGAUUUUGCUACAGCAAUGAUAUUGUGUUGGCGAUUCUGGAGCUCCUCAAACACCACCAACGUGUUCUUUAUGUGGAUAUUGAUAUUCAUCAUGGUGAUGGUGUUGAAGAGGCAUUUUAUACUACCGACCGUGUUAUGACUGUUUCCUUCCACAAAUAUGGAGAGUAUUUCCCUGGUACAGGUGAUUUGAAGGAUAUUGGAGCAGAAAAGGGGAAAUACUAUGCCCUUAACUUCCCACUUCGAGAUGGAAUCGACGAUGAAGCUUAUGAGCGGAUUUUCCGACCGGUCAUACAAAAAGUGAUGGAGAGCUUCCAGCCGUGCGCCAUAGUUCUUCAAUGCGGUGCGGAUUCCCUCACAGGAGAUCGUUUGGGCUGUUUUAACCUUACUUUGAAAGGACAUGGUAAGUGUGUUGCCUUCUUGAAGAAGUUUGGUGUCCCCCUUAUGCUUGUUGGUGGUGGUGGAUAUACUAUUCGAAAUGUAUCGAGGUGUUGGACGUACGAAACUUCUGUAGCUGUAGAUACUGAAAUCGCUAAUGAGCUGCCUUAUAACGACUACUUCGAGUACUUCGGCCCCGACUUUAAGCUACAUAUUGAGAAGUCAAAUAUGACAAAUCAAAAUACGCAAGAUUAUCUCGAGAAGACUAUGACGCGAUUGUUCGAGAAUCUUCGAGAGCUGCCUUAUGCGCCCUCUGUACAAAUGCAACCUAUUCAAUCGGAUGCUAUUUACGUACCGGACAAAGCGCUACUUGAGGAUCACUCCAGCUCUGACGUUCGCAACCCUUCUGCUAUUUACGACCGUGCAAUUGAACACGAUGGUGAGUUCUACGAUGGUGGCAAGGAGGGAGUCAAAGACGCUCAGAGUUUCAAACGAAGAGCUGGUAGUCCACUAGCAAAUGCCGCCGAGGACAAAAAGCCAAAGACUGAAGAUGAUGCCGGUGCACCACCUAUCUAA